AAUGGCCAAGUUGUUGAUACUUUUUAAAAGUGACAACAAAUUGCAGAAAGAGUCUUUUCCUCCCUCAGAUAAGUCAUAUCCCCAGGCUUUACAAAUGACAUUACAUUACUAACUUAAAAAAACAUUCUUUAUUUUGAGAUUUAGAAGGAGAUUGUGCACUCUCUGACAAAACAUCACAAUUAUUGAUGAAAGUUACUGGUGUCAAGAAUUUGUUCUAGUGCUUGUUGGGAAGUGGGGAAGGUUGAUUCUUUCCUCCAUAUAAUUCUUCAUUACAGCAUAGCCCCUUUUGUUUUUGUCCCUCUACUCUGUCUGCUCUCUGCUGCUGGCUAAGGAGUUGGCUAGACAUUUCAUACUAUGGAAAUUUUACCAGGAGCAAGAGAGCAUCUUUUGGGGUCAAACGGGAAUGAAAAUGGAUUUGAAGAGAAUCCAGAAAUCAAGAUUCAGGUUAGAGGUCUUACAAAGGUGUCUGAAAAGGGUGUUUCUAUAUUGAACAAUGUGAACGUUGACAUACCUAAAGGUGUAAUCAUGGGUGUUAUAGGCCCAAGUGGUAGUGGAAAAUCAACCUUUUUGAGAUCACUUAAUCGAUUGUGGGAACCAUCUUCCAACUCUGUGUUUUUGGAUGGUCAUGAUAUAUGUGAUCUGGAUGUGCUCGCCCUCCGCCGGAAGAUUGGCAUGCUGUUUCAGAUUCCUGUUCUCUUUGAAGGUACUGUUGCAGAUAAUGUACGAUAUGGGCCACAGUUAAAAGGAAAAAAACUAAGUGACAAUGAGGUAUACAAGUUGCUGACUCUAGCUGACCUGGACUCAUCUUUCUUCAACAAGUCUGGUGGGGAACUCUCUGUUGGUCAAGCACAGAGAGUUGCACUUGCUAGGACCUUGGCCAAUGAACCAGAGGUUCUGCUGCUGGAUGAGCCAACAAGUGCACUGGAUCCAAUAUCAACUCAGAAUAUUGAGGAUGUUCUUGUAAAGCUGAAGAGGGAGCAGAAUAUGACCAUUGUGAUGGUUUCACAUAGCAUCAAACAAAUAAAGAGAAUAGCUGAGAUAGUAUGCCUGCUUGUCAAUGGAGAGAUUGUAGAAAUUUUAAAGCCUGAUCAACUCUUUGAAUCUAAACAUCCCAUGGCACAAAGAUUUCUUGAACUCAGCUCCUAAAAACUUCUCGCCGACCCCUCUUUUCUGUAUGUGUUGUGUUUUUGAUGCUUGGAUGGAUGGUGAAGUCCAGGAAACCAAUUCCAGAUGUGUAAUAUAUUUGAUAUUUAUCAUAAAUAUACUCUUGUGUCACCACUGUGAUGGCUGUGCAGAUUGAGUAGCAACUGGCACAAGCAGUUGAGAUUUUUCUUUUUCAAAAGAAGUGUCUUAAGAUAUUUGUACAAUGUAUAGGUCCGGCAAACAAUGCUACAUGUCUUUGUUGCUGAUCUAUCCCAAACAAUAAGACUUUGUGAUAUCUUCUUAGCAAAGUUCGAUAUACUAAAGGGGCAUCUCGAAUGCCCUGCAGAAAGAACACUUCCAAUCAUCAA
Molecule: messenger RNA, 1511 nt
Organism: Solanum tuberosum (potato)
Lineage: Eukaryota; Viridiplantae; Streptophyta; Magnoliopsida; Solanales; Solanaceae
Product: ABC transporter I family member 17-like
Exons: 4
Coding region: 355-1146 (263 amino acids)
Biological process (GO): phosphate ion transmembrane transport
Cellular component (GO): membrane
Molecular function (GO): ATP binding; phosphate transmembrane transporter activity; ATP hydrolysis activity
Source: RefSeq, a predicted model, not a curated record